This is a messenger RNA of Hevea brasiliensis (rubber tree), 1044 nucleotides long. RefSeq names its product agamous-like MADS-box protein AGL12. Gene Ontology annotation, molecular function: RNA polymerase II cis-regulatory region sequence-specific DNA binding; DNA-binding transcription factor activity, RNA polymerase II-specific; protein dimerization activity. Gene Ontology annotation, biological process: positive regulation of transcription by RNA polymerase II. Bases 267 to 872 code for a protein of 201 amino acids. NCBI's taxonomy places the organism in Eukaryota, Viridiplantae, Streptophyta, Magnoliopsida, Malpighiales, Euphorbiaceae. The transcript has 7 exons. The record is from RefSeq and is a predicted model, not a curated record. Gene Ontology annotation, cellular component: nucleus.
UCCACCUUUAUUCUCAGGGGUUAGCUGGGAAGAAAGAAAUGGAUGAGAAAGAAUCUGUAUAGUAUAGGGGACCAUAUAUAAGUCGUGGACGCUCAGCGAUCUUUAAACAUCUUCUUGAGAGAUCAGGGUGGAUUUGCAUCAGCCUCGAAGCUAGUUCAAACUAGUGGGAGGUUGUUUGCAAGGGAAAAGAAACUAGCUUGAAAAUUAGGAAGAGAAAAAAAAAAUCACCAAGAAAGAAGGAAAACUUAGUCCAAUAUAGCUGAUCAAUGGCUCGAGGAAAGGUUCAGAUAAAGCGUAUAGAGAAUCUGGUGCACAGGCAAGUUACCUUCUGCAAGCGCCGAGCUGGGUUCCUUAAGAAGGCUAAGGAGCUCUCUGUGCUCUGUGAUGCUGAAAUUGGAGUUUUCAUUUUCUCCGCCCAUGGAAAGCUCUAUGAACUGGCUACCAAAGGAAGCAUGCAAGGGCUUAUUGAGAGGUACAUGAAGACCACCGGAGGAUCUCUGCAGCCUGACCUAUCCAAAGAGACGCAGCCUCUAGAUGCAAUAGAGGAGAUCAACAUGCUGAAGAAAGAAAUUGAGAUACUCCAAAAAGGAGUCAGGUACUUGCUUGGAGGGAGGUCUGAGGAAAUGACAAUGGAUGAAUUACUAAUACUAGAAAAAAAUCUUGAAAUUUGGAUUUGCCACAUUCGUUCAACAAAGAUGGAAAUACUGUUCAAAGAGAUCCAGCUGCUGAGGAGAAAGGAAGAAAUAUUGAAAGAUGCAAAUCAAUAUCUCAAAGAUAAGAUAGAGGAUACUGUUGAGAUUAGUAACUUUGCACCAAUGACCACUAAUACUCCAUAUCCACUAACUAUACAAAAUGAAAUAUUUGAGUUUUAAUUAGGAAUAGUGUGUGAUGGGCAUGCAGCAGUUCUUUCUGAGAUGUUUUGGCUCAGCAUUUGAGCUUCAUGAAUUGUUAUAAUUAAUAUCAAAUUAUAUAUAUGUCUAGGUUGCCCAUUACAUGGAAAAUUGGCAAUAAUGUUCUCCUCAAACAAAAUACUGUUACAGACAG